AUGAACUUUGACUUCACAGACAAAACUCAACAAUCUUUCUUGGCUGCCAUUCAACUUGCAAAGGAUUAUUCUAAUGCCCAACUUCACCCUGCCCAUAUCGCUGCAGCUCUUCUGAAUGAGAGUGCGGGAGAUGAUUCACUAGGUGGUCUGUCAAACCACGGUGGAAGCUCCCUGUUCUCUUCUGUUAUACAGAGGGCUGGUGGUGAUCCAGUUAUUGUAAAGCGUGGACUUUUGAAGAUCAUUGUCAGAGUACCCUCACAAUCUCCACCUCCAGAUGAGAUUUCCAUGAGCGCCGGUGCGUUGAAGGUUUUGCGCGAGGCCCAGUCACUCCAGAAAACCAUGCACGACUCCUACAUCGCGCAGGACCAUAUACUUCUCGCACUUUUGAAGGACCCAUCGGUAUCCUCUGUCAUCAAGGACGCUGGCCUCACCGAGGCUGCCUUGAAGACAGCUAUCGAGCAGACCAGAGGAAAUCGUAGAGUGGAAAGCAAGAACGCAGAGGCAGGAUUCGAUGCCCUGCAGAGAUAUGCGGUCGACUUGACUGCUCUCGCCGAAGAAGGGAAGAUCGACCCCGUUAUUGGUAGAGAUAAUGAGAUCAGGAGAAUCAUUCGUAUUCUUUGCAGAAGAACAAAGAAUAAUCCUGUGCUCAUUGGCGAGCCCGGAGUUGGAAAGACAUCAAUAGCAGAAGGUCUUGCUCAGCGCAUUGUCAACCGGGAUGUGCCAGCCAGCCUCAUUGGGCGCCUGUUCUCGCUUGAUAUGGGCGCGCUAAUGGCUGGUGCGAAGUACAAAGGCGAGUACGAGGAACGCAUCAAGUCGGUUUUGAGCGAAGUGGAGAAAUCAUCCGAGGAUGGCAAAACUAUUAUCCUAUUUGUGGAUGAGCUUCACCUCAUCAUGGCUGGUCGAGGUGCCGAAGGCGGUGGCAUGGAUGCAGGCAACCUCUUCAAGCCGCUUCUGGCUAGAGGCAAGCUGCGUUGUAUUGGAGCUACCACGCUUAGCGAGUACCGGAAGUAUAUCGAGACAGACGCUGCUCUGGAACGAAGAUUCGCACAAGUUUUGGUGAACGAACCCACUGUUCCUGAGACGAUUAGCAUUCUUAGAGGCAUUCGAGAGAAGUACGAGGUUCAUCAUGGUGUUCGAAUUUUGGAUGGUGCCCUGAUCUCUGCUGCAACUCUGGCUCAUCGUUAUUUAACUUCGAGACGUCUUCCCGAUGCCGCUAUUGAUCUCGUCGACGAAGCUUGUGCAAGCGUCCGUGUUACUCGAGAGACAGCACCCGAAGCUAUUGACAAGCUUCAACGUCGUAAGCUCGAACUGGAGGUUGAAAUUCAUGCUUUGGAACGCGAGAAGGAUCAGGCCAGUCAGGAGCGUCUAAGCGUGGCUCGCAAGGCUAUCGCCGAUGUUGACGACGAAUUACAACCUCUUCGGGCUGCCUAUGAGGCUGAAAAGCGCAAAGGCGACGAAAUCAACGAAGUGCGGAGGAAGAUCGACGAUCUACGCGCUAAGGCCGAUGAGGCAGAGAGAAGAUAUGAUCUUGCAACUGCAUCUGACCUUCGCUAUUAUGCUCUGCCAGAUCUCCAGAAUCGCCUAGAGGCCCUUCAAGCCAAAAAGGUCGAAGAGGACGCCAAGAUCGGUGGAGGUGCAGAUACCGUCACUCCUGAAGAGAUCGCGGAAAUCGUCGGACGGUGGACGGCUAUUCCAGUUACACGUUUGAUGUCAACCGAGAAGGAGAAACUCCUUCGCAUGGAACGUAUCCUCGCCGAUCACGUUGUCGGUCAGCCGGAAGCUGUGAAAGCUGUCGCCAACGCUAUCCGGCUCUCGAGGAGCGGACUGGCUAAUGCUCAGCGGCCCAUUGCCAGCUUCUUGAUGGCCGGUCCUUCUGGCACAGGGAAAACGUUGCUUAGCAAGACACUCGCUACUAUUCUCUUUGACACCCCUGAUGCUAUGAUUCGCAUCGAUGGUUCUGAAUAUUCUGAGAAGCAUUCUAUCGCACGUCUUAUCGGCGCCCCACCUGGCUAUGUUGGUCAUGACGCUGGAGGACAACUCACCGAAUAUGUUCGGCGCAAACCCUAUUCCAUCGUCCUCAUCGACGAGAUUGAGAAGGCUUCGCGAGAAUUUGUCACACUCUUCCUUCAGGUUCUCGAUGACGGCCGACUCACUGAUGGACAGGGUCGCUUUGUCGACUUCCGGAACACUGUUAUCAUCAUGACGUCAAAUCUAGGUGCUGCAUACUUGAACGACGUAGGCCAGGGUCCAGUAACUCCGCAGACCAAGCAGCUAGUCAUGGGGGCAAUAGUGGGCCACUUCCCACCCGAGUUCAUCAACCGUAUAGAUGAGAUCGUUGUCUUUGUUCUAAUUUUUUACACUAUGGUGCAGCGCGCGCUUUCCAGAAGCAAUAUGCUCAAGAUCGUGGACCUGAGGCUCAAGGAGGUCCAAGACCGCCUAGCUGAGAAGAAGAUAGUACUUGACAUCGAUGGCGAGUCAAAAAGAUACUUGGUGUCUAUCGGGUACUCGACGACAUACGGAGCAAGACCAUUGAACCGCGCUAUCCAGAGCGAGCUCCUGAAUCCUUUGUCGGUGAUGUUGCUUUCCGACCGCAUUCGUGACGGGAGAGACUGCCAGGCUGAUGUUGAUGCAAUGGAUGAAGAUUGGAAUGAAGCUGAUGACAUUGAGAUAGAGGAGAUGGAUUAA
Molecule: messenger RNA, 2685 nt
Organism: Suillus subaureus
Lineage: Eukaryota; Fungi; Basidiomycota; Agaricomycetes; Boletales; Suillaceae
Product: P-loop containing nucleoside triphosphate hydrolase protein
Exons: 9
Coding region: 1-2685 (894 amino acids)
Biological process (GO): cellular response to heat
Cellular component (GO): cytoplasm; cytosol
Molecular function (GO): ATP hydrolysis activity; ATP binding
Source: RefSeq, a predicted model, not a curated record